AUGUUACUGUUGCUCGGCUUAAUUUCCGAGAUAUUUAUAAGAUAAUUAUAAGAAUUUUAACUACAAUUGUGCGUCCGUGACACCGUGUGCGUUAUUAUUGGCUGUUGACUGUUAUUGCUACCUUAUUUGUAAUUUCAUAGGAAAAUUUAGCUUUAAUUUAAAUCACAACAAUACCGAAUCGAUAACGUCGCAUGCGACACGAAAAUGGUAGUGGGGAGUCGGAUGAUCCUCAAAAUGUAGGACAUGAAAUAAUAUUGAAUACCUCCUGUCACACCUAUUCUGUAAAUUUCUGUAGAUUGUUGGUGGUGUUAAGCACGUGAUAAGCACAAGGAACUCCAGUUAUUAGCUGGCAGAUAUUGACUUCAGGAACAAAUUCACAUAUACCUAUUAUAAAGAUAGAGAAGUGGAUGAACAAAGGCAAUAUAGGAAUGAAAAGCAUGACUAAGAAAUGCAUGAUAUGUAAAACAGAAGCGACUCCAAUUUCCAAAGCUAAACGUAGCUUUCACAUGUUUCCUAAAAAUGAAUUAAUAAGAAAGAAAUGGAUGGACGCAAUAAAUUUAUUGACAACUCCAAACUUUAAAACUUCAUAUAUAUGCAGCGACCAUUUUGAUGACAAGUCGUUCCACGAUUCUGAUGAAUUAAGAAGUAGAAAACGACUACGUCCAGAUGCGGUUCCUCAAAGGAUAAGUUUUAAAAAAUCCGAUGAUACAUCAAAAGAAAAAGAUUUAGGGUCAGAAAAGCUGUUUGAAAGACCCGUUGAUAAAGACUGUUCUAAAUCUGAGAUGGUGAUUGAUGUUUCUAAUACAUGUAUUAAAGCCACAAAUGAACAAGAUUGUUUAACUGAAGAAGAAAGUAAUAAUUUAACUGGAGAAAAAAGUAAUAGUUUAACUGGAGAAAAAAGUAAUAGUUUAACUGGAGAAAAAAGUAAUAGUUUAACUGGAGAAAAAAGUAAUAGUUUAACUGGAGAAAAAAGUAAUAGUAGUAUGAAUAAUGUUCCAAACAGUGGUAAUGAAAGGAAAAAUUCAUUCAACAAAAAAAUACCACCUAAAAGAAUUCGUUUUAUGACUGGCUUUAAAACAGAACAUAUAACUCGAGAAGACUUUGUUUCUGAUGAAGCUUGGAAUCGCUUCCUCAGGUUAGUAACGUAUGAAAGAAGUAGAAUGGCAGCUGCUCAUAACAGGAAUUCACGCAAAGAAAAGAAAAUAAAAAAUUUUAAACUUCUAAUAAGAGACUUGGAAAACCGUGACGAAGUUGAUGCUGCUCAAUAUGUGAAGGUCGUUUUAAAAUAACUAUUUUAUAUUUCUAUUUUAUUAUUUUAUUUCGUUAUUACAUAGUUCUUCCGUUUUGGAUUUAGACGGACUUCAGAUUUUACGAUAUUGCAUAUUUUAAGUCUUCAAUUCUCUCUUGUAUUCUUAUAUGAUUUUAUAUUAUUAUAUAUUUAUUAACUUUGACUAUAAUUGUCUUUGUGAAUAAAACAUGAUCUACCACCA
Molecule: messenger RNA, 1490 nt
Organism: Bombus terrestris (buff-tailed bumblebee)
Lineage: Eukaryota; Metazoa; Arthropoda; Insecta; Hymenoptera; Apidae
Exons: 6
Coding region: 408-1289 (293 amino acids)
Source: RefSeq, a predicted model, not a curated record